GCUGUCUAACCAUUUGUCGUGAUGGAGGCUUGUAGCUCAUCCGAAGCGCGUAGUCUAAUUUAUCGUUCGCCAUGACAUCGUGUGCCGGGGUGGUCAUGGGCCGCCUUGACGGCACCGACAGAGCGGGGGUGGAUGGCGAGUGCGGCAUCGGCGUGGCUCCUCUGGGGAUAGGAGACACCUGCCGCAGGUACGAUGCAGACCGAAAGGGCGCGGGAGGAGACACGCUGUCGAUCGUCAGCAGCUCGGAGGGACACGAAGACAGGCUCGGCCCAGGAGUAUCCGUACCAGCGAUAGGCGGGCCAGAGACGCCGGCAGUGGUUGAGGGUCGAGAAGGAGGAGGUGCCGCUUCCAGGACGAUCUCUGGCGGCGUCCAGCCCGUCGCCAAUUGAUGCAGUUGCUGCAGCCUGGCAGCGGAGGCCUUGCUGUAAAAGCCCCGCUGCUUGUACUUGAGAAAAGGACUGUCAAACAGGCUAGGGGCGGUCGCUUGUUGCUGGACCAACGAAAGGACAGGCUCAAACACAGGCGGGACGUAGCGCCUCGUCAAGUCAUUGGUCCGCUCACCUGCAUUUUCUGUAGCUGUCUCAGUCUCGCUGCUGCCACUUUGUUGUGCAGCUGGCGUCUUAGAUAAGCCCGCAACAAUGUCUCAGCCUUCCGUUUCAAACCAUUCUGCACCUCUGAUCAACACAGAUAGACAGAGACAUGUGACGGUCGACUCAUAUGUGUGUCUACACACCUUUUGGCAAACGACUGAGGAUAUCGUGGGACGUGAUUGCCAGCAAAUCGACUGUCGAUGACGCCGCUACCACAGUGAAAGGCUCCACCACUCCCAACAACGUCGAUGAGAAGCCGCACAUGUGGCCACACGCCAGUGUGCCGCAUGACAACUCGCGGGGCGACUCCAGAUCUCUGAAAGCGGAAAAUGAUGGCAAUUGCAUGCAACAAUUUGCUGUUUCGUUAUGCUGAUGUCACUCACUCACCUUUUUUUUAUAACGGGCUGCAUGGGCCUGCCCCAGCUUCUUAGCACGCACUCUCCUUUGUAUACGAAGUAGAUGCGCCUCUGACCCUCGUUGGCACUCUGGAGGCUGCCCGCCUGCAGCAGCACAUGGCCACGUGGGACGGAGAUCGGUUUGAAGAAAGACGCUGCCAGCUUCUCCAUAGUCUUCUCAUCCAGGACUUGUUCAUCGGGCAGCCACCGGUAGAGAAAUGUCAUCUGACAGAAGAAGGAAGGGACAUGCCGGCCGUCACUUUUGGGUUGAACUCUUUACUACCUUUUGCUCAAUUUGCUUGUAGGCUGCCCGUCUGAAUGCCUCCAGAAAGUCCUCCUUCUGGAUCCAGCACACCACCGUCUGCCGCUUAUCGAACCUCUGCUCAGCCUUCGAUGGGACACCGAGCCGCUCGCCCCCGAACCGUCGCCGAACCUCCUCGCCCGCCCCCUCUCCAAGGACCGUCUUGACCGAGACCAGCCUCUCCGUGUCCUUAACCAAGCCGAGUUCGCCCAGUGUGUCACCAGGCGUCAGCGUGGCGAUAAGCUCCCCCAGAUUCUCCUCUUCCUCGGGCGGCAGCUCGUCGUCGCUCUCCUCAUCUUCGACCUCAUCCAUGUGGAAUUUCACUGCCGUACCGGUCGUCAGAAAUAUGGGGGAGGUCUUGCUCUUCUUGGCGGCGGCUUUCUGGCUCUGGGGGGAGUCGGCGUCCAGGAUGCUCAUCAUGUGAGACACUCUGCCGCCCUUGUGGGGGCUCGACGUCUCCUCGGGCAACGCCAAUACCUCCUGUGGAGCCGUCAGGGCAUGUACAAGGGCUGGCUGGGAAGGUGACGAAGGCGGGAGGGCAUAGAUCUCUGCUGCCGCUACUGCCUCGUUGAGGGAGUCUCUGCGUUCUUGGGGAGAGAGCGGCGGGGGGUUGUGCUGAUAGAUGGCGAGGGCGCCGUGCAGGAGGAGAAAAAACGCAUUCGACGUGUCGCCCUCUCUGGAAAUGGCGCAGAACCAAUGAACCGAGCAAGUGUGUUUGAACCUGCAUCUCUGCAUGCCUGAAAAGGACGGUAUUGGCGUUGAGUGUGGUCACCCCCAUCAGCCUCGUGAGCUCCUCGCGCACUUCGUGGGAAAGUUCGACGAAGAACUUGUUGGCCCGUAACAGCUGAUCGAACACACACAUGGACACCAACAGACAUGCACGACACUGGCCACACUUGCGCAUGUGCGGCAGCCUGCCUUGUGCAGGAGUGCGCAUUCGUCUUCGGUACGGUUCUUUCCCUCUUCUUUCAAUAUGUCGCGUAUCUCCACCACACGCGGCACCGUCAAGACGGGCAGGCGGUAGCGGGGAUGGGUUGAUUGCAUUCUGCUGGGGUCUGUUCUGAGGGGAAAGAGGGCUCCCAGCGGCCCCAAGGCGACCGCGCUCCGAUUUAGAGGGAGUCGCUGCAUGAUUAGGCCCAUGCAUGAGCUGUGGCAGGCCACGUUUUGUGACAGGUAAGCUGCAGGUGAAGACACUUAUACCAGCCAUCAACCAAUCAACACUGUCUGCACAUCUACCAACUGCUUACUCCAGUGGCUCUCUCAUGCCACGUGCCACACAUCGACACCGCAUGGGUGCUCCCCCGGCCGCUCAAGACCGAGAAAGCAGCCAUAGGGCCCCGACUAUGUACACGUGGAAGAAAAGCCAAUACGGCACAGCACAUGCGUAACAAGUACUGACUGACUUUGCCUUGUAGUGCUCUUGUCAGGUGCUUACACGUGAAGGCACUUACUGCAGUCGCUGAAUGCCAUGUGCCACACAUCAAGCCCGCACGGGUGCCCCCUUAGC
Molecule: messenger RNA, 2793 nt
Organism: Vitrella brassicaformis
Lineage: Eukaryota; Vitrellaceae
Source: the annotation of a GenBank genome assembly